This is a messenger RNA of Nezara viridula (southern green stink bug), 393 nucleotides long. The record is from the annotation of a GenBank genome assembly. Lineage: Eukaryota; Metazoa; Arthropoda; Insecta; Hemiptera; Pentatomidae.
AUGAUCAACAAAAUACUCACAGCUCAUGUGAACAAUGGCAAAAUUACGAAGCUUAAUAAAGCUGUUGAAGCCAGCAGACGCGAUGCCGAAGGACGAGAACAAACUCCUUUUAAUCUGCACUGUCAUAACCCAAUUCCUCGAGGCCGGGCGAGGCAGCUAACAACCGUUGAAGCUGCGCGAGGUGUUUUAACUUCGCCCGCGUUCUGGUUAAUUAAUCCUUCCAUUGUCUAUCACCAUUUUCCUCAUCGACUCGGAUUGACUGCUUGCAGUACUCGCGUAAUGGAAUGCCGAGCGUGUACUAGAGACGAUACAGCCCAGACAAUACAAUCACAGUCCCCAUUGAUGAGCCAACACCUCGCUGAGAUGAAGUGCGAUGGCCCCACCAGCUAUUGA